AUGGGGGCAGAUGUAACAAAGGAUGAAGUGACAGCCACCAUGAGUGAAGGCUCCUCGAGCAUGAGCCUGAAAGCCCCUCAACGCCGUGACAACUCUUACAAGGUAGUCAUGGCCGACACACCAUCUUCACCAAAUACGGUCGCCCUCAACCAGGAUGGCCGAGACUAUUCCUACUUCGCCAAAGUCAAAGUCGGCUCCCAGGAUCAGGACAUGUACAUGAUGCUGGACACGGGGGGCGUCAACACAUGGCUCUUUUCUGCGGACUGCAAAUCCACCGCCUGCUCGCUGCACAACACGUUCGGGAAGAAGGAGUCCUCGAGUCUCGAGACAUCCGACGAGGACUGGCACGUCGGCUACGGGACAGGAACCGUCAGCGGCGUCGUCGGGACCGACAACAUCACCAUCGGCGACGUGGACGUCCGGCUACCGAUUGGCCUGGCGUCCAAGGCAUCGGACGACUUCCGAUCCUACCCCAUGGACGGGAUCAUCGGGCUUGGGCGCGCCGAGGAGGGCUCCUUCGGGCAGCCGACGUUCAUGGACCAGGUCAAGAAGGAGAAGGUGCUUGACUCGAACAUCAUCGGCUUCAGCUUCUCGCGCAGCUCCGACGAUGAAAAGAACGGCGCCGUGACGAUCGGCGGGGUGGACAAAUCUCGAUACUCGGGGGAUAUCGCCUACACCGACACGACUGGAUCCGUCAGCCACUGGCGCAUUCCCCUCGACGACGCCAGCGUGGACGGCCACGCGUGCCACUUCAGCGACAGGACCGCUAUCAUCGACACGGGCACCUCAUACAUGUUGCUUCCCCCGGAUGACGCAAAGACGCUGCACGAUCUCAUCCCCGGUGCCAAGUCGUCUGGAAAGCAAACUUUCGUCCUGCCAUGCGACUCGACUGUCGAUCUUCAGCUCACCUUUUCGAAAGUCAGCUACUCCAUCUCGCACAAGGAUUACAUCGGCGACAAGGCAACCGGGUCGAUGUGCCUUUCGACCAUCGUGGCCCACCAAAUGUUCGGAGACGACGAAUGGCUGGUCGGAGAUGUUUUCCUGAAGAACGUGUACACGGUGUUUGACUACGACGAGGACCGGAUCGGUUUUGCGACCAAGUCUUCUUCCUCGUCUUCUUCUUCCUCUUCCUCCUCGAGCUCGGCCUCACCCACCAAGACGUCCGACUCGGAUAGCUCCAACAGUGACGAUAAGGGGUCAAACACGAGCGACUCGCCCAGUUCGCCCAGUUCCAUGUUGGGUGUUAUGUUUUUGUUCUAG
Messenger RNA from Aspergillus candidus, 1260 nucleotides. RefSeq names its product pepsin-like aspartic protease. Gene Ontology annotation, molecular function: aspartic-type endopeptidase activity. Lineage: Eukaryota; Fungi; Ascomycota; Eurotiomycetes; Eurotiales; Aspergillaceae. Bases 1 to 1260 code for a protein of 419 amino acids. The transcript has 2 exons. The record is from RefSeq and is a predicted model, not a curated record. Gene Ontology annotation, biological process: proteolysis.